GAGCUUUCCACGCUGACCGGUACUCAAGUCCUGCUGCUGGUGGCCAGCGAGACAGGCCAUGUGUACACGUUUGCCACACGGAAGCUGCAGCCCAUGAUCACCAGCGAGACAGGGAAGGCAUUGAUCCAGACAUGCCUCAACUCCCCAGACUCGCCCCCGCGCUCGGACCCGACCACUGACCAGCGCAUGAGCGCCACGGGCUUUGAGGAGACGGACCUCACCUACCAGGUGUCGGAAUCAGACAGCAGUGGGGAAACCAAGGACACACUGAAACCAGCGUUCACUGUCACCAACCUGCCGGGGACAACGUCCACCAUCCAGACAGCCUCCACCACCUCGACCUCCAUGCAGGUCAGCAGUGGCCCGUCAUUCCCCAUCACUAAUUACCUGGCGCCAGUGUCUGCCAGCAUCAGCCCCAAUGCCGUCACCAGUGCCAACGGGACAGUGCUGAAGACUACUGGAACCAGUGCAGUGACAUCUGGGGGCCUCAUGCCAAUACCCACCGGCUUCACCCUCAUGCCAGGUGGUACCAUGGCCCAGCAGGUCCCAGUCCAGGCGAUUCAGGUGCACCAGGCACCGCAGCAAACGUCUCCCUCUAGUGACAGCAGCACUGACCUUACCCAGACCUCUUCCAGUGGAACAGUGACCCUCCCGGCGACCAUCAUGACAUCGUCUGUGCCAACCACGGUGGGUGGCCACAUGAUGUACCCCAGCCCACACGCGGUGAUGUACGCGCCCACGCCCGGCCUCGCGGACGGCGGACUCGCGGUCCUCAACGCUUUCUCACAGGCGCCCUCAGCGAUGCAGGUGUCCCACAGCCAGGUCCAGGAUCAGGGUGGCGUCCCCCAAGUGUUCCUGACAGCCCCAUCAGGCACCGUUCAGAUCCCGGUCUCAGCUGUCCAGCUUCACCAGAUGGCUGUCAUCGGGCAGCAGAGCAGCAGUGGCAGCAGCCUGACGGAGCUGCAAGUGGUCAACUUGGACACCUCACACAGCACCAAGAGUGACUGAGAGGCCUCUGCUGCCAGCCUGGUGCUGUCCCUGGCUUGUCACACCAGGGCCGGGGCUGGUGGCAAUUCUUUCUCGUACAGACUGCACCAGUUAUUUAUUGUUGCCUUUUCACGUUUCCUUCAUCCACACAUGCACACACACACAAACACGCACUCACCCACACACACACACACACACACACAGGCAUGCGCGUGGGGCUGCAGGACCCACCUGGGGUGGAGCUGUGCUGGGGCC
This is a messenger RNA of Chaetura pelagica (chimney swift), 1242 nucleotides long. It is a transcript of the gene SRF, whose product is annotated as serum response factor (c-fos serum response element-binding transcription factor). The record is from RefSeq and is a predicted model, not a curated record. The coding region runs from base 94 to 1008 and encodes 304 amino acids. The transcript has 6 exons. Lineage: Eukaryota; Metazoa; Chordata; Aves; Apodiformes; Apodidae.